GUCGCUGAUUGGCCUGAAGAAAGCACCAUAACUACACGCAGUUUAUAUUCAUUCAGCUUGUUGAAGUGCUAAAACUAUUUUUUGGAAGAGCAGCAGUACUUGGAUGCCUUCUGUCCAAGAGACGGCUAUGGAUACAGUGAAUACGACAGGAGGUGCUGAUAUUAUGGCUUGACCGAGUUUUCCAAACUCGGGAUGACAGGAUGGCGAGCGCAGAUAGCGAAGUGAAAACUUUAUUAAACUUUGUAAACUUGGCAUCCAGCGAUAUCAAGGCUGCUCUUGACAAGUCAGCACCGUGCAGGCGCUCGGUGGACCACAGGAAGUAUCUACAGAAACAACUGAAGCGUUUUUCACAGAAGUACUCAAGGAUGCCGCGAUGCCACGCAUACAGAGCGACAGACUCGGGUAACGGAAAAGCAUUAGAGGACAAGUCUGGUGUGUACGCUUUUGAGACUGUGAACCGUAACCUCCACCGAUCCGGAAUAAGUGAAAAAACAGGGACGGGUGUGCACCCAGAGGGCAGUCUGAAGCUCAGUCCAAAUCCCAAACUGGAAAGUGAUUACAACAGACAAGACCAGGUGCCCAUGAGAAAGCGACAGCUGCCAGCAUCUUUCUGGGAAGAACCCAGAUCUUCCAAAAGUAAAAGGGAGUCUUUCCAGGUAGCUUGGAGAAAAAGCCAAGCGUGUGUUGGCGUCGGUGGGCCUUCGGAAUCAGAGGACGAAAAAAUAAAAACAUAUCCCGAAGAGCCCAGAGCCAAUUCGUUUGUUUCCACCCAGCAUACCACUGCGGAAAAGGAACCCCUUAUCCUGGACAUGACUUCCGGAAGCAUGAAUUUAUGCGGGUGCUGUCCUUUUCAGUACCAUGGACACCACGUCUUCCAAAGCCAUGUUGUCCUUCCCCACUCUGGCUUCGCUGAAGCUGGGCUGUGGGGAAAGGCCACUGUAACCCAAGCCGAAGCGGAGGGCAUCCACAAUAUACAAAAAAGUCACACGCACGUUGUGGUGAAGCCCAUCCCAACAAAACCAACUAUUCCAUCUCCAAUUUUUAGCGUGUUUGGAUUUAUAUAAACACCUAAUUUGCAUCAGCAAAAAAACAAUACGUAGGGUAUAUUGUAAAUAUUUAGGUUUUUAUUUGACUUUUUAAGUCAGAGCAGCUUAUUUAUUGUGUUUUGUCCGCUCAUAGUUGACUAGCCCUGCGUUUACCAUCGUAAAAUUCCAUUUAAAACUGAAUGAUACAUUUUCAAGAGCACUUAGGUCAAGGAACAGUUUUGCUUUGAAUAUUACGAUUUAAGGACUUCAGAAUGUGAACGUAUUGUGGUAUUUGCCUUUUUUCUUUUGAGACCACUUUAUAGAUUAACUUAAUCUUACAUCAAGUAGGAAACUAACUGUACAACUGUUAGCCUAUCUGAAAGUAGAAUAAAUCAGUUCCUUAAACUACAAUCUCAAGCUCAUUCCAUCCUCAAACUGACGUUUUAGUAUAAGAGAUUGAGAAUGAAAUGCCAAACUGAACACAUUUUAACAGCUAUUAUGAAACAUUAAAAAACAGAGAAAGUUCAGAGACGGUAGCGAUAUUUUUCUAGCAUAAUUCUAUUUGUUUGUGUGCACGCAUGUGCGUUGGGGGGGUUGGUGUCUCCGUCUAUGGAAUCUACUGAUCCAAUACAAUACAUGAGUGAAUACAUUGUGGAAGCAUUUAUUGCUUAAGAACUAUAUUAAAUUAUUGAGUUUGGAGACACUAAUGUACAGUAAUAUUACACAUUUCCCUGGUAAACCAAUACACAGUAUAACCACUACAGCUAGAAUUAAACAGAAAAUUCUAUAGAAACAUACAGCAUACAAACACCAAAAUGUAUUACCCUGUAAACCAUUUACAUUAAAAUAUAUAAUGUAUUCCUAUUAGUCUAUUAACAGUACAGGAGGAUCAUUUAACAGAUUCUGUUAUACUGUCACACCACACUGUACACAACCUGACCAAUAUUGACUGACUAUCAUUACAACAUUAGGCUAAUGAGGUAGAUAUGUUCCUAAUAUGGGGUAUGUCUAAUACACAGUUGGUUCAGAAAUGUGACAAAUUGUAAAGCAAUAUAUCUUCCUUUAAAAUAC
This is a messenger RNA of Conger conger (European conger), 2096 nucleotides long. Its product is annotated as protein FAM181A-like. The transcript is spliced from 2 exons. Lineage: Eukaryota; Metazoa; Chordata; Actinopteri; Anguilliformes; Congridae. The record is from RefSeq and is a predicted model, not a curated record. The coding region runs from base 201 to 1064 and encodes 287 amino acids.